This is a messenger RNA of Myxocyprinus asiaticus (Chinese sucker), 5986 nucleotides long. RefSeq names its product plexin A3-like. The coding region runs from base 259 to 5940 and encodes 1893 amino acids. Gene Ontology annotation, cellular component: semaphorin receptor complex. NCBI's taxonomy places the organism in Eukaryota, Metazoa, Chordata, Actinopteri, Cypriniformes, Catostomidae. The record is from RefSeq and is a predicted model, not a curated record. The transcript has 32 exons. Gene Ontology annotation, molecular function: protein binding; semaphorin receptor activity. Gene Ontology annotation, biological process: negative regulation of cell adhesion; regulation of GTPase activity; positive regulation of axonogenesis.
GAGUAACAUGCCAUCGACGCGGUGAGCGCAUUUCAGUGAUCCGUUCGGGUGUUUUGCACAAGAAAACAACAAGAUAUCUCCGAAUUUGCAUGCGAUAAACACCGUGCGGCUCUUCAAAGGCCAACUGUGGAUGUAACUGUUGCACUUUGAACACAGACAUGAACCACUGAGACGGCAAAAGACGGAAAAAGCCUGGAAUACACUUGAGGGAAGAGCCCCAUCUCAUCCCACUGCCCUACAAAUAAAAGGUUUGGAAUCAUGGGGUUCUUAUGGCUGCUAGUAUUUUUUGUCUGUGCGUUGACUGGGACAAACACUUGGGCAUUUCCAAUGACUCCUACGGAAAACCCUGAAGUCAACGGGGCAUUCAGAGUUAAAGACACAAGCCUCACACAUCUCACUGUGCACCGCAAGACUGGUGAUGUUUUCAUUGGUGCAGUAAACCGAGUCUACAAGCUCUCUGCCAAUCUGACCGAACUGCGUUCACAUCAGACGGGUCCCGUGGAUGACAACGCCAAAUGCUAUCCGCCCCCUAACGUACGAGCCUGUGCACAGAAACUGGAAUCCACGGACAACGUCAACAAAUUGCUGCUAGUUGAUUACGCUGGCAAUCGUCUGGUGGCCUGCGGAAGCAUCUGGCAGGGCGUGUGCCAGUUCCUGCGGCUGGAAGAUCUCUUCAAGCUUGGUGAACCACAUCAUCGCAAAGAACACUACCUCUCGGGUGCCAAAGAGCCAGAUGGGAUGGCUGGAGUCGUGGUGGGGGAUGACGACGGAGAGUUGAAGAAGAAAAAGAAAGGCGGUAGUCGCCUCUUCAUUGGCGCAGCCAUUGAUGGCAAAUCUGAGUAUUUUCCUACCCUGUCCAGCCGUAAAUUGGUGGCCGAUGAGGAGAGUGUGAAUAUGUUUAGCCUGGUCUACCAAGAUGAGUUUGUGUCCUCACAAAUCAAGAUACCUUCAGACACCUUGUCUCAAUAUCCAGCGUUUGACAUCUACUACGUUUAUGGGUUCUCCAGCCGCACCUACAUUUAUUUCCUUACUUUACAACUCGAUACCCAGCUCACCCAAGUGGAUGCAACUGGGGAGAAGUUCUUCACCUCAAAGAUCGUCCGCAUGUGCUCCAAUGACACAGAGUUCUACUCCUAUGUCGAGUUCCCUCUUGGGUGCACCAAGGAUGGUGUGGAAUACCGGCUUGUUCAAGCUGCAUACAAGCACCGUCCGGGGAAGAUACUGGCUCAGGCUCUAGGCCUGUCUGAGGACGAGGAUGUGCUUUUUGUGGUCUUCUCCCAAGGUCAGAAGAAUAGGGCUAAUCCACCUAGAGAAACGGUACUGUGCCUCUUCACAUUGCACCAGAUCAACCUGGCCAUGCGAGAGAGGAUCAAGUCGUGUUACCGCGGUGAAGGAAAGCUGUCGCUACCGUGGUUGCUCAACAAGGAGCUGCCUUGUAUUAACACGCCCAAGCCGAUUGGUGAUGAUUUCUGUGGCCUGGUUCUGAAUCAGCCACUCGGGGGGCUCAGGGUCAUUGAAGGCACUCCUCUGUUUGACGAUCGCACUGACGGUAUGGCAUCUGUGGCCACGUACACGUAUGGCGAUCAUUCGGUGGUGUUUGUGGGAACACGCAGUGGCCACCUUAAAAAGAUUCGAGUGGAUGGCAUACCGCUGGCAUCUGAAAACUCACUGCUGUACGAGACCGUGCCCGUUGUGGAGGGAAGCCCGAUUCUACGCAACAUGGUGUUCAGUCCAGAUUAUCAAUACAUCUACCUGAUGAGUGAGAAACAGGUGAGCCGUCUGGCCGUGGAGAGCUGCUCUCAGUACACGACCUGUAACGAAUGUCUGGGCUCUGGAGACCCUCACUGCGGCUGGUGUGUCCUGCAUAACAAGUGCUCCAGAAAGGAAGCUUGCGAGAAGUGGGCGGAGCCGCUGCACUUCAGUACGGAGCUGAAACAGUGUGUUGACAUCACUGUCAAUCCUGAUAACAUGUCCAUGACCUCCGCCUCGACACAGUUAAGUGUGAAGGUAGCCAAUGUCCCGAACCUCUCUGCGGGAGUAACAUGUGUGUUUGAAGAGCUAACAGAGAGUCCAGGUGAAGUGUUGGCAAAAGGACAAAUUCUCUGUAUGUCCCCAUCUCUACGGGACGUCCCGUCUGUCAACCAGGGAUAUGGCGAUAAACGGGUUGUGAAGCUCUCUCUGAAGUCCAAAGAGACGGGCCUCAAAUUCAUCACCACUGAUUUCAUCUUCUACAACUGCAGCGUCUUGCAAUCGUGUUCGUCUUGUGUGAGCAGUCCUUUUCCGUGCAACUGGUGUAAAUAUCGCCACAUCUGCACCAAUAACGUGGCCGAGUGUUCUUUCCAAGAGGGCCGAGUAAACAGUGCAGAGGGCUGCCCACAAAUUCUACCCACCACAGACAUCCUGGUACCGGCGGGGAUUGUUCGACCAAUCACAUUGCGAGCUCGCAACUUGCCCCAACCUCAGUCGGGUCAAAAGAACUAUGAGUGCGUGUUCAACAUCCAGGGCAAAAUCCAGCGCAUUCCUGCCGUCCGAUUUAACAGCUCCUGUAUCCAGUGCCAGAACACUUCGUACUGGUAUGAAGGAAAUGAGAUGGGAGACCUGCCCGUAGAUUUCUCCAUUGUGUGGGACAGUGACUUUCCCAUCGACAAACCAUCCUCCAUGCGAGCUCUCUUGUACAAGUGUGAAGCGCAGAGGGACAGCUGCGGACUUUGUCUAAAGGCAGACAGCAUGUUUGAAUGUGGCUGGUGUCUUGCCGAUAAGAAAUGUCUCCUGAAGCAGCACUGUCCAUCACCCGAACACAACUGGAUGCAUCAAGGACGACGCAACGUACGCUGCAGUCAUCCGCGUAUCACUAAGAUCCGCCCACUGACAGGGCCGAAAGAGGGCGGCACACGCGUGACCAUUGAGGGAGAGAAUUUGGGGCUGCAGGUUCGAGAGAUUACGUAUGUGCGUGUGGCGGGGGUGCGCUGUUACCCCGCAGCUUCUGAAUAUAUCAGCGCUGAGAGGAUUGUGUGUGAUAUGGAGGAAUCUCAGAUAUUGAACCCUCCUGGUGGUCCGGUGGAGUUGUGUAUCGGUGACUGCAGCGCAGAGUAUCGCACGCAGUCGUCUCAAACAUACUCAUUUGUGACUCCGAGUUUUAGCCGUGUGCGGCCAGAGAAAGGACCCAUGUCUGGAGGGACCAGACUGACUAUCUCAGGUCGACAUCUGGACGCAGGCAGCACUGUGACUGUGUUUUUGGCCCAGGAAGAGUGUCUGUUUGUCAGGAGAACGGUGCGUGAGAUUGUGUGUGUGACCCCACCAUCAGCGUUGGGCUCUGGGACUUCAUCUGUCAAGCUGUUCAUUGACAAGGCAGAGGUCACCAGCGAUACACGUUAUAUUUACACCGAGGAUCCAACCAUUUCCGGCGUGGAGCCAAACUGGAGUAUUAUAAAUGGGAGCACCACCCUCACUGUCACAGGAACCAAUCUGCUCACCAUUCAGGAACCCAAAGUCAGAGCCAAAUAUGGAGGAGUGGAGACUACAAACGUUUGUACUGUGGUGAACGACUCAGUGAUGACGUGCUUGGCUCCAGGCAUCAUCUACACCAAACGGCAGGCUCCAGAGAGCGGGAUUCACCCGGACGAGUUCGGAUUCAUUCUGGACCACGUUUCCGCCCUUCUCAUCCUCAAUGGAACUCCAUUCAUGUACUACCCUAACCCAACCUUUGACCCCCUUGGGAAUGCAGGGAUACUGGAGGUCAAACCGGGGUCACCCAUCAUUCUAAAGGGAAAGAAUCUCAUUCCUCCCGCCCCAGGAAAUGCCCGCCUGAAUUACAGCGUCAUGAUUGGAGAAAUGCCCUGUCUGCUAACAGUCUCUGAAUCUCAGCUGCUCUGCGAUUCACCAGAUCUGACCGGAGAACAGCGAGUGAUGAUUCUAGUAGGAGGUCUGGAAUAUUCCCCCGGCAUGCUUCACAUCUAUUCCGACAGCACUCUCACGCUGCCUGCCAUUAUAGGGAUCGGAGCGGGCGGAGGCGUUCUUCUCAUCGCAAUUAUUGCCGUGCUCAUCGCCUACAAACGCAAAACGAGGGACGCCGACCGCACGCUCAAACGCCUGCAGCUGCAAAUGGACAACCUGGAGUCCCGAGUUGCACUAGAGUGCAAAGAAGCAUUUGCCGAGCUGCAAACAGACAUCCAAGAGCUAACCAACGACAUGGACGGUGUAAAGAUCCCUUUCUUGGAAUAUCGUACCUACACCAUGCGAGUGAUGUUCCCCGGUAUCGAAGAGCACCCUGUUCUGAAGGAGCUGGAUUCACCAGCUAAUGUGGAGAAGGCCCUGCGUUUGUUCAGUCAGCUGCUACACAACAAGAUGUUUCUGCUGACCUUCAUUCAUACACUGGAAGCUCAGCGAUCCUUCUCCAUGCGGGAUCGUGGCAAUGUGGCCUCCCUCCUGAUGGCGGCGUUGCAGGGACGGAUGGAGUACGCCACUGUGGUGCUCAAACAGCUGCUAGCUGAUCUGAUCGAAAAGAACCUGGAGAACCGGAACCAUCCCAAAUUGCUGCUCAGACGAACUGAAUCUGUGGCUGAGAAGAUGCUCACUAACUGGUUCACUUUCCUCCUUCACCGUUUCCUUAAGGAGUGUGCUGGUGAGCCUCUCUUCAUGCUCUACUGUGCUAUAAAGCAGCAGAUGGAGAAGGGGCCCAUAGACGCUAUCACAGGAGAGGCGCGAUACUCCCUAAGCGAGGACAAGCUUAUCCGACAGCAAAUCGACUACAAGCAGCUGACACUCAUGUGUAUUGCUCCGGAGGGAGAGGCAGGUACAGAAAUCCCUGUUAAGGUGCUAAACUGUGACACGAUCACUCAGGUGAAGGACAAGCUGCUAGAUGCUGUGUACAAAGGCAUCCCGUACUCUCAGCGACCGCAGGCCGACGACAUGGACUUGGAAUGGCGGCAGGGUCGACUAACCAGAAUUAUCCUCCAAGAUGAAGAUGUCACCACAAAGAUCGAGAGUGACUGGAAGAGACUAAACACACUGGCACACUACCAGAUGACAGAUGGGUCUUUGGUGGCUUUGGUUCAGAAGCAAGUAUCCGCUUACAACAUUGCCAACUCCUUCACAUUCACCCGUUCCCUCAGUCGAUACGAGAGCCUCCUCAGGACCUCUAGUAGUCCAGACAGUUUACGAUCAAGAGCUCCCAUGAUCACUCCUGACCAGGAGACGGGCACCAAACUCUGGCACCUCGUGAAGAACCACGAGCAUGCAGACCAGCGCGAGGGAGACCGUGGGAGCAAGAUGGUCUCUGAGAUUUACCUCACACGCUUACUGGCUACCAAGGGCACACUGCAGAAGUUUGUGGACGAUCUUUUUGAGACUGUAUUCAGCACGGCUCAUCGCGGCAGCGCUCUACCGCUGGCCAUCAAAUACAUGUUUGAUUUCCUGGACGAGCAGGCGGACAAGAGACAGAUCACUGAUCCAGAUGUACGGCACACCUGGAAGAGCAACUGCCUGCCUCUGCGGUUUUGGGUGAAUGUGAUAAAGAACCCUCAGUUUGUCUUUGACAUCCAUAAGAACAGUAUUACAGACGCCUGUCUGUCCGUGGUGGCUCAGACCUUCAUGGACUCCUGCUCAACAUCUGAGCAUCGUCUGGGCAAAGACUCUCCAUCCAACAAACUCCUCUACGCUAAAGACAUUCCUAACUACAAGAGCUGGGUGGAGAGAUAUUACAGAGACAUCAGUAAGAUGCCGAGUAUUAGUGAUCAGGACAUGGACGCUUAUCUGGUAGAGCAGUCUCGUCUCCAUGGUAACGAGUUCAACACGCUGAGCGCGCUCAGUGAACUGUACUUCUACAUCAACAAGUACAAGGAAGAGAUCUUGACUGCACUGGAUCGAGAUGGCUACUGCCGCAAACACAAGCUAAGACACAAACUCGAACAAGCCAUUAACCUGAUGUCUGGCAGCAGCUGAGGGCAGCAAAGGAUUGGUCGAAACGGGAGGGGAGGGGAGUUUGAGG